AUGGAAACGGGACUCAACGAUCAACGCUAUUGCUCAACUGGGAUGCAUCCAACCAGCACACUGAAAUUGCGGUUUGCCGUCUUUGAGCUUUUUGCAAUCACACGUAUUUCCUUGGUGUGCACAGUGGCAAUCGCGACUCAUUUGCUUGUCAAAGCCAAUGCCAGUAAGACCAGUUUUGUCGACGAUUCGGUCAAGGAUCUUGGCCUUCACUUCAUCUUCAUGACACUCCUUCCCAUCCGAAAGCUUCAAGCGUUUGUGGACCCUCAUGACCCCAAUAUGGAUCAAGCAGUUGCAGUGCGUAUGCGUGGUUGA
Molecule: messenger RNA, 312 nt
Organism: Protomyces lactucae-debilis
Lineage: Eukaryota; Fungi; Ascomycota; Taphrinomycetes; Taphrinales; Protomycetaceae
Exons: 1
Coding region: 1-312 (103 amino acids)
Source: RefSeq, a predicted model, not a curated record